UCUAGUUGUUAGCUUGUGUGUGUGUGUGGACCCAAAUGUCACCGGUAGUUCUUCUUCGGAUGACGUCUGCAUGUCACUUUGGACUUUGUAGCUACUCGUACUUAGAAGUUAUCAUAUCAGUGUCACAAAGUUGACCAUUUUCCAAAGUCCUGUACAUACUUGUUUGGGCUUUUGCGGGCUCUUUUGUUCUUCGUUUCGCGCUUCAAGAGUCAACACAUUCUUUCAACAUGGCGCUAGCCGGGAUACGAGUCAUUGAACUGGCGGGCCUGGCUCCAGCACCUUUCUGUGGAAUGAUCCUUGCAGACUUCGGAGCCAAGGUGAUCCGUGUGGACCGGACUAAGGUCGGCACCUCGUUGGACACGCAGGCCCGAGGAAAAAGAUCGGUGGCCAUCAACCUGAAAACUUCAGAGGGCGUUGCCCUGCUCCGGAAGCUCUGUGUCCAGUCGGAUGUCGUCCUGGAGCCUUACCGUAAAGUUUGUAUGUUUUUGGCGCUUAUAGGUGUGAUGGAGAAGCUUGGUCUUGGUCCUCAGGAGCUACUGAAAGAAAAUCCUGGUUUGGUUUACGCUCGGCUGACCGGAUAUGGACAAAGUGGAAUGUACGCCUCUGCAGCCGGCCAUGACAUCAACUACCUGGCCAUGUCAGGCCUUUUAUCCCGUUUGGGUCGCAGCGGAGAGAAGCCUUAUGCUCCACUGAAUAUCUUAGCGGACUUUGCGGGCGGCGGGCUGACGUGUGCCCUUGGUAUCGUCAUGGCGCUGCUGGAGCGGACAAAGUCGGGGAAAGGACAGAUCAUUGAUGCGAGUAUGGUGGAAGGAGCGGCUUAUGUGGGCUCCUUCGUUUGGAAAUCCCACAGCAUUGGUAUGUGGGAUCGUCCACGUGGGGAGAACAUGCUGGACAGCGGCGCACCCUUCUAUGACACCUACCUGACAUCUGACGGCAAGUACGUGGCCGUGGGCGCCAUCGAGCCGCAAUUCUACAAACAACUCCUUCAAGGUUUGGAAUUGGACGCUGACCAGCUACCUCCGCAGAUGAACUUCGACCACUGGCCGGAGCUCCGACGGAUCUUCUCUGAGCGUUUCGCCUCAAAGACGCAGGCGGACUGGUCCAGAAUUUUUGAUGGGACUGAUGCGUGUGUGACACCUGUGUUGUCAUUUGAUCAGGUGAGCUUGCACCCACACAACCAGGAGAGGGGUUCCUUCAUGAAGGACUCCACUGGGCAGGAAAGCCCUCGGCCGGCCCCGAUCCUUUCACGCACUCCCGCGGAGCCUUCUGUCGCCUCUGGCUUGAUGAUCGGAGAGCACACAGUGGAGGUUCUGGAGGAAUAUGGGUUUCCAAAAUCAGAGAUAGAGAAGAUGCUCGCUGUAGGAGUUGUGGAGGGUAAUGCUGUCAUGGCAAAAUUGUAGUGGAAAAUAAAUAUUCAUUGGAUCAUUAAGCUUUUAUUCUUGAAUCUUUUUACAAGCAGUAUGAAACAAAUUGUUGACUCCACGUCAGCUGGCAUUUCGUGCAGCGGUUGCCAUGGAAAUACAGUUUAAUGUAUGCAAACUUGACACCAUCAAUAUGGAAAUGUAAAUAAUGCCUGGUUUCUUGGCAUGUAAAAUGGAGCGUUAACAACACACCAGCAGCAAUGGUCAUAUUAAUACUAGAAGAUAAUAUAUACAAUAUGGUUUGUGUUGUUAAAUGGGAAUUCAACUCUGAACAUAGCAAAUGUUGUCAUUUCACCGUUGAAUGUAAUUAGGAAUAUUUAAUUAAACUGGAGAGGGGGACUAAAGGGCUUGCUUUGUUGUCCACAUUUAUUUCACUUCUGUGAUUUGAAUUUAUUGAAUGUAGACAUGAAAGACAAAAAAAUGUAGGGAUUAGGUUUCCCUGAGCGUCUUGAGGGAUUUUUAUAUUGGUGGAACUUCUUUUUUUGUGUGUAGCAUAUGUUAAGGAUAAUGAAUGCAUUUGAAUAAUACAUUAAAAGCAUGUCCUAGCGGGAGAACCAGUGUGCAGAAGUCGCUUGUCAGUUUUUUAUUUAACAAAAGAAGAAAUGAAAGAAAGCCAUAGUGGUUAAAGAUGAAUCAAAAUCAUUCUCAAGCUGUAGAUGUGCUACUUAGGGAUUGUUUCACGAUAACUGUGCUAGCUUUCUUCUUUAAAGCUUUGAAUGCAUUAUCGAUCAUGUUGAUAAUAUUGGCAUUUACUGUUAAAUACAUAAAAAUGAUACGGUAGGGUUUCACACCUGCAUCCAAGCCCAGUAAAAUACCGUUGAGACGACAAUAAGACAACAAAGACGACUUGUCUUAUAAUUGUGAUGUAUGAAUUUAUACAUUUAUACUAUCCUACCAAACGACUUUUCCUUCAGUCAGUCUGAGCUUUUGUCCCUGUCACUCUCACACACACCAGUGAAAGAAGGAAGUUCCAACAGUAUCAUUGUCAACAUUACACCAAAUUAAAUUGUAAAUACAUUUUGAAAAGUAAUACUUCCCACAACAACUCUUGCAUGCUCCUCCAUUGCAUCUUACCGCUACUCACCUUGCCCUCCCAACUACAAUGGGAGCCUAUCAGCUUGUGCUAAACAAGUAGGAACAAAAUGUCCGUUUCAGGGUGUGACUAACCAUUGUUUUUCACCCCCAACAACUCAAACACAAGGAGUCAAGUGCAUAGAAAGUCAUUUUUAAUAACUAUAUUUAAAAAUCAGAUAAACAUAACCUUAAAAAGUAGCUCUAUGAAAAAUCUAAAUAGAAAAUCUUAACCGGAAUGGCCUGUUUGGUCACAUGGCUGCCCCUGUGGUCUGCAAAGUGACAUAAUAAUUCAUAAGCUUAUUUAACGCAUUAUUCCAUGCUUACACGCUCCUAGCUGUGUGCGCUAAUACAUUCAGUACAUACUACUACUCGACAGAUAAGCGCCCUAAGUCUUUUGCACAUGCACAUAAUGUGAGGAAUGUCCACAGCAUGACUUCAAACAUCUGACUUCCACCUCACCGCGCUCCAGGCAAAUAACUGUAGAAGAAGGCACACAGUGUCAUUAGUGUGACACGUGCCCUAUCAUACGCUCAAUAUAAAAGAUAACAUUUAAUGAUACAGUUUAAAGGGGACCUAUUAUGCUCAUUUUUCGGCCAUUUGUAUUGAGUUGUGGACUCCUAUAGAGCAGCUACACGCAAUAACCAGCACACAAAGCUUUAUAGUUCUUCUAGAAUCUGCACCUAUUCAGCUGUAUUUCUUUGGAUUUCGUGUUUACUGUGAAAACUGUCGGUUUAAUGUAUUCUACCCACCCGCCUCCAGGCACGCCCACGCCACUGCGGUUGGUCACACUCCUUGUGCAUAGAAACACUUCCGGUUUGUGCCGCUAACUUUGAUAAACGGUAUAGAGGUUGAGAAUAAAUGGUGAUAUAUCUUUUUUAAAUGUGGGCUUUUAACAUACAGCUGUUGGAUACAGAAUCCGUUCCAGUAGUAGAGACUGGACAGUCCGAAGUUUCUCAAGGAAAGGGGUUACUUCAAGGCGUCUCUCAAUAGUAAGUAGCUUUGGAAUUUUAGCGUUAGGUUUUCUACAGCAUUGCUAACCGAAUGUGUGAAACGGCUAUUAGCAACCUGUGUAUGCAAGCGCUUUUGCUCCAGGACUUAUAGAAAAUAAACACAAUUAGGACACUGAUGGAUUGUUAUUUACUGCUCGCUCAGUCCACAUGACCAAGUAAUGUUGGAAAAGCUAGUCCAGCUACGUAGCUCCAACCACUUGUGGGUGAUGGUGGUGUCUUUAGAAGUUAUAAACAAAUGUGGCUUUCCUAGCAAGUAAAUAGAGGCACAGAGCUUGGGGGACGGCGGAGCGCCUAUCCGGCUUACACACACACCCAUAUAAGGAAGUCCGCCCCUCUGUGACAUAACAAAGGACAGUUUUACGAUGCAUUUUUGAGCCAUUCCAGACAUUUUCCAGGGCUCACUUCCUUGGGAGCUUUAUGCCCCUGUAUGGGGCAUUGACAGACUAAGAGUUCUGAAGGUCCAAAAGAGAGACACCCGCAGUGUUUCUACUUUGCCUAACCUUUCAACAGUUCAAUGACCUUUUAUUGCGUGACGGUAUGGAACAUGUGUGUCUG
Messenger RNA from Doryrhamphus excisus (bluestripe pipefish), 4060 nucleotides. Lineage: Eukaryota; Metazoa; Chordata; Actinopteri; Syngnathiformes; Syngnathidae. The record is from RefSeq and is a predicted model, not a curated record.